AACAUGCACCUUCUGGGAUUUAUUCAUGUCAUGGGAUUUAUAUUCUAGUUGAUGAAAUUUAUAUAAACAAACAUGUCUGUGUGCCAAAGUGGAGAGUAAGGCAGCAACAGAGGAAAUAUUGGGUGGAAAUCCGGUGUUUAGAACAGCCCGAAUUUUGUAAAUGGCAAACAUGGACGACCGUGAAAGUAUUUACGGUUCCAAUUAUUCGCAAUCAUCUGUGCCAGUAACGCCUCCAGGAUUAGAGGCGAUAUAUACAGAAUGUCGGCGACUUUAUCCCGACCAACCAAACCCGCUACAAGUAACAGCAUUAGUAAAAUACUGGUUGGGUGGUCCUGACCCCCUCGACUACAUUAGCAUGUACGCUCACCCUGGGGACGAGAAUAGAGGUAUUCCAUCACAUUGGCAUUACAUCAGCUAUGGAUUGUCCGAUCUCCAUGGUGAUGGUAGAGUGCAUGAUCAUUCCUUCCGACUUAAUGGUACAGAGGGUCCAAGUGGAUUUGGGUUCGAGUUAACUUUCCGAUUAAAGAGAGAACCAGGGGAGACCAAUCCACCAACAUGGCCAGCUACAUUGAUGCAGGCAUUAUCACGUUACGUCUUUCAAACAGAAAAUGUUCUGUUUCGUGGGGAUCACAUUCCGUGGCACAUGCCGCUGGACGGCAGUGAGUCACGGAUACAACACAUGUUGAUGGCUGAAGAUGCGCAGCUAUUACCUAUCACGACACCAUUAGGCUGUGUCAACUUUGUUCAGAUAAUCGGUGUUUGUGGAGAGGAAUUGUGUGCUGCACAGCAUUGGACAGGUCCAGGAGUGAUAGAACUCAUCCGCUCCAUACCAUGUGCUGGUGGGCCCUGGUUGAUCACAGACAUGAGGAGAGGAGAGACAAUAUUUGAAAUUGAGCCACAUUUUCAGGAUCGUGUGGACACUGGUAUUGAGACUGAGGGCUCCAAUCUAAGUGGUGUCAACAGUCGGUGUUCGUGGGAAGAGCCAGGUGAUGGGGGAGAUGACUUCUACAAUGAAGAUGAAAAAGAAAACCGUAUGAUAGAGGAACGACGAAACAGCAACAAUGAGGAACGUCCUCAGAUAUCGGACUUCGACUCGGAACAGAUCAAGGCAACAUUGAAACGUGGUCUCAAUGGCUCCCGACCUGGACAUUUUGCACGCAGGGAAUUUGAAUAUGAUAAUGGUAAUCGGAUACAGUCUCGGAAGCAGUCAUUUGACAGUACCGCCAGUUCAGAUGGACCUACAGAACUUCUGCGAACACGCUGUUUAGAAUCUGUACAUUUGAAGUUUAAUUUAGAGGCAGGGUCUCUUCUGCCAUUAGCCCUUAAGGGGCGACUCAAACAUGGACGCCAUUUUACAUUCAUGAGUGCAUUAAAUGAUACAGCAAUUACGCUAGUUUCAACAAGUGUAAAUGGAUCUAUAGCAGACGAGAACCACCCCUUUGCUGCCCACGGGCCCUGGCUACAGGUACUGUUAACUGAUGACUUUCUGGACGAGAUGAUCUGUGAUAUAGAGGAACUGUGUAACCCUGAUGAGAUGUUGUGUCCAAAGACAUUCAGCUGGCCUGAAAGAAGACUUUGUAUCACAGUGCUUUCAGACUAGGUGUAGAAUCCUGAUGUACGGUAUUGGUGAAGACUUGGAACUUUUACAUGCUGUUUGGUGUAACAGUAUGUCAAGUCCUCCGUGGUGCAAUCUCUUAAUCAGCUCGCUUCGUGCAGCAUUGUGUGUAAAACACCAAAAUUUAGUCGCAUAGCAAAACAUUGAUCAAGAGGUAUUCAGUGUUCUCUGUCCUAAAAGAGAUUCAGUCACAUAUAUUGCACAACAUUGACAAAAUGUAUUUUGUACUGGAAGAAAUUCAGUCAAAUAGCACAGCAUUGAUGGAAAGGCAUUUUGUACUGGGAAAAAUCCAGUCAUGUUGCACAAGGUUAAUGGAGGUAUUCCCUAUAAUAUUUCCUGGAAGAUAAGUCAGAUCCCUGAUAAGAUUUUGCAAUGGGAAGGUCAGGAAGAUUUGUGCAAUUUGUGAAAGGAAUAUUGUUACCCUGGAUUAUCUAAGCAGACCUACAUUAGUGUGCUUCUACACUUUGAUUGCCAAUAUGUGGAGAGAUUUUGGUGUUUCAGUGGAUAUUAUAUGUAGACCUAUAUCAAUGGGCUACUAUACAUAAUGAAGAGAGUGUUAUGUUGGAUUUAAUCAAUGAACUGUUUCCAAUGAUUAUAGGUGGCAUUUGUCAGCAUUCUUCUACACACAGAUUUGGAAGGUGUGGUGCCUCUGUGUGCAAUGGGUACAAUUGUUAUGGGUCAGGAUUCUACUCCACAGAGGGUAUAUGACCUUACUCGUUAAUGACUUUUGAUCUGUGGUCAAAUUUCUUGUUCCAUAUUAACUUGACUGCAGAUUUGUUAUACAUGUUCCCAGAGCAGAUCAUCUAUUUCAUAUGUGAGUUACAGAAAUGUGACGGAGAUUUGAUGAUUAAGAUGGAUGUUUACAUCAGUCAGUCAGAUGAUAGUGAAAUCUUGUUAACCGAAAAAAAUUACUUGUUUUAUAUAUAUAUAUAAUAUCAAAAUGAUAACGGGAAUGGAGAGUAUUAACAUAUUUUUCUCUCCCCCACCGUUUGGCUGCGGUGUUAAAUGAGAGUCUUGUCCCCCACCACUUGGCCGCGGUGUUAAAUGAUGAGGUGAUAUAGUAAUAUCUCAUUUGGCCUCCGACGACAUGCAACAAGGUUGAUUCGACCAGCUAUAAAACAAUUAUAGUAGAAAAAGCUUGUUGAGAUUAAUUCCCUUGUGUGAUAUCUGGUAUAAUGGCUUCUUUAGAUCUUUAAAUUCUUCCACUCUGACGUAAUUAAAAGUACUUAAGACAUAGUCACAGUUUCAAUGAAUAUUUUAAAAUGCUCCAAUAAUUUGAUUUCAUUUACUGUUCCUUUCCUAUACUUUAUAUAAUUUCAUUUGAUGUGAAAGUGUAACGAAAUGACCCAGUGUAUGGAUAAUUGCGACUGGUUGCUGAUCUCAAAUUAAAAGAGAGAUGUUAGUUAAUAAUCUCAAAUUGGAAGAGCGAUGUAAAAUUUAUAUUGAUCUUGGAGAGAUGUUUCAGGUUUUUAUGAUAGAUACAAUAUUAUCAUUGACAAAUCCAUUGAAUAUGGGUUACCCCUUUGCUAAAUUGAGAGAGGUGUUGUGCGAUAUUUAAUGGAGAGUGAGGGUUGAUUUUAUUCUGAUUCUGAUCUGAAAAUGAUGUUUGGGGGAAUUGGGUUAUCACCCAACAGAAAUACAGAACAUUUACUGUAUAGCUUGCUAAGGAAUUCAUUGUGUGAAAUUUAAUGAAAAUAUGUCAUAUUUCAACAUAAAAUUUAUUCUGUAUGUACAGAUGUAUGUGUUUAUGAAACUAAAAGUCAUUAAUGUAGAGAUUUGAUAAUAGUUUCCAUUUAGAGAUACUGAAAUUUUGGUAACUCUCUCUUGUAUUAAUGAAACUAAAUGUCAUCAAUUCAGAGUUUUUCAUUCAGGGAUAUCGAUUCCAGGUCAUGUUAAACAACUCUCAGAAGGACCACUUUAGUCAAAUAGUGCUGUCAAUAAAGUCUCCAUAAUUUAUAAGCUUAUUAUUGAAAUGCUAUAUCGAUACAGCAAUAAGCCCAUAUCUGGCAACAAGCCCAUGUCUGGUAAUAAGCCAAUGCGUGGUAAUAAGCCCAUCCUCAAUUGCUAUUAAGUAAGAUUAUGAACAGUUGCAGCUGCUGUUCUGUUGUUCUGUGACUUAAGCCCUUCUCCAGACAUUGCAGUAUAAGUCGCCUGUAAUGUGUUGGCUGCUGGGCUUAUUCAUUAUAAAGUCAAUGUUUUUAUUGUAAGAACUGUAAAUUUUAAAUGCGUAUAUAUUAAUUAUCUUGUUCUAUUUGGUGUUUUUUUUUUUUUUAAGAUUUGAAAUAUAGAUGUUGUCAUAAUAAUAUAUAGUUAUCAUAAAGGUUUACACAUAUGUGUUCACGGAUGGUUUACAUACUUUGUUAAAUGUUUUGACUGUUGGUGAUUUUCAUGAUGACGACUGUAUGCACGUAUUUUGCCUUGUUAUAGUUCAAUGUAACCUUGUGCCAUUGAUGGGCACAUAGAUUUAAAUAGGACAUAUUUGCAACUGAUGAAUUAUUGUGAGAUUCUCUUGUUUAAUUUCUAAUACCAAUGCAGGUGUUUUAUAUUAAUUUCAAGAAAUGGCUAUUUAGCACACAAAUAUACUGCAAAAAUGAUAUAUUUUCAUUGUUGGGAGGGGGGUUUCAAAUUUGAUGUUUUUUCAGAAAGUUUCUGUUUCAUUGAUGUUAUUUUGUUGAAAUACACCGUUCACAAAAUCCACUAGUGCAAAAAAAAAAACUUGUCAUUUUUUAUCAUUUCAUGCACAUGUAUGUAUAUAUAUGAAUUUGCAGUAUAACACUACCAAUGACAUCGGCGAACAUAAAACUCCCAUGAAAAUUAAUGAUUUGACAGUAAUAUAUAAGCUGUGUAAGCCUUAAGUCGGCUUUCCUUCCUCUUUUCUUUUAAUGUUUAAGUUUGGCCUUAAUUAGAGGUGAGAUAUUGUAAUCCUCACUACACCUCUGACUGUUACAGUUGACUGAACAUAAUUACAGGUGAGGAAUUGUGAUGCAGCGUGACCUGCCCUGGUGACUUCGCAGUUGGAAGUCUAUAACAAUUCAUUAGCUCGUGUAUACAUUCUAUAAUAUUUUAUACUAACAAAAGCAGGGGGUAGAUUUAAAUCCUUUAAUGUUACAUGUGCGUAGUUGUUAAUUCAGUUUACGGAUUUGUCAAGUUCACAUUUAUGGGUUUACAAAUGCAUGUGUAACCAGUUGGGGGGGUUGGUUGGUAUAUAAUGGAAUG
Molecule: messenger RNA, 4831 nt
Organism: Ylistrum balloti
Lineage: Eukaryota; Metazoa; Mollusca; Bivalvia; Pectinida; Pectinidae
Product: suppressor of fused homolog
Exons: 11
Coding region: 161-1600 (479 amino acids)
Cellular component (GO): nucleus; cytoplasm
Molecular function (GO): transcription factor binding
Source: RefSeq, a predicted model, not a curated record